Cyclopterus lumpus (lumpfish) is the source of this 4189-nucleotide messenger RNA. It is a transcript of the gene znf280d, whose product is annotated as zinc finger protein 280D. The record is from RefSeq and is a predicted model, not a curated record. Gene Ontology annotation, molecular function: RNA polymerase II cis-regulatory region sequence-specific DNA binding; DNA-binding transcription factor activity, RNA polymerase II-specific. Gene Ontology annotation, biological process: regulation of DNA-templated transcription. Lineage: Eukaryota; Metazoa; Chordata; Actinopteri; Perciformes; Cyclopteridae.
ACACUCAUAUGGCAUUGUUUUGCUUUACGGCACAUCCUGUUCUUCUCUCUCAUGGUCCAGACUGUACUGUUGUACCAAGGCCAGUUCACCUUGCUGCUGCACGCUCUCUGGAGUCUGGUUCUCCUUGUUCUCGUCCAUGGUCAAGUCCAGGUCCACUAUGUCUGAACUUUUUAUGGAGUGUGUGGAGGAGGAGCUGGAACCGUGGCAAAAACAAGUUCCUGAAGUUCAAUUGGUAGAUGACGACGACGAUGAUGAACCCAUCUUCGUUGGAGUGCUCUCUAAUAACCAGAAGGAUGGUAAGCCUAACCCUCUACCACCUCCUCAGAGGAACAGUGCAGCAAAACUAGAACUAAAGCAUCUUGUUCCUAAGCUGGUCAGUGACUCUCCAAUAAUGCUGCCAUUGGGUCUGACUGGAAAGGCAGUGAACACUGCAGCACCCAAUCUGACAACAGUGACCCCACAGCCUGUUAUGGUCAAUAACCAGGGCUUUAUUGUCACUUCUCAACACUUAGCAAACAGCAGUGAGUUUAUUGCCUCUCUUGGGAGCCACUACCCUCCUGGGACUUCAUUUACAAUUGUACCAGCUGGUCAGCAGCAUCUUUUUCAGCAGGUCACCUCAGCCGCAUUAAUGCCUGGUGCUGUCCACAGGCCGCAGGUGCAACAAAUCAGCAACAAUGUUGUGACGUUGUCCAACGUGCAGAGUCCUGCCGUGUAUUCAGCUCAACUCAACCGCUCCAUCUCACAAUCUUUUCAGACCUUUUCUAUGCCUGUAAAGGCCACGAACAAUAACAGAGAUCAAAGCUUAGGCAAACGAGUAUUACCACCACAGCAAAUGGACAGCGCAGCAAAAAGAGCCAAGAUUGAUUUGGGGACGUCAAACGUAACUGUUCCAGCAGAAAACGGGAUCUUAAAGAGAAAGUGCCUUAAGUGUCAAGAAGAAUUCCUCACACAAGAGGCCCUGAAAUUUCAUAUGGGGAGCUGCUGUACAAUUAUGGAAGGUACUCAAUCAUCCCUGAAUAUUGGUGCAAACAAGCGCAUCAUGCUGGUCUCAGAGUUCUACUACGGACGGUUUGAGGGAGAUGGGAACAAAAAGGAGGCGCAGAAGCCAAACACCACUUUCAAGUGCCAAAGCUGUUUAAAAGUUCUCAAGAACAACAUCAGGUUCAUGAACCACAUGAAGCACCAUCUGGAGCUGGAAAAGCAGAACAGCGAGAGCUGGGAAAGCCACACAACUUGCCAGCAUUGCUAUCGACAGUACAAUACUCCAUUCCAGCUGCAGUGCCACAUCGAGAGCGCUCACAGCCCGAUCGAAUCCUCAACCAAUUGCAAGAUAUGUGAACUGGCGUUUGAGUCGGAGCAAGUUCUCCUCGAACACAUGAAGGACAAACACAAGCCCGGCGAAAUGCCCUAUGUCUGCCAGGUCUGCAAUUACAGAUCCUCUUUCUUCUCAGAGGUGGAGACACAUUUCCGAAGUGUCCAUGAAAACACAAAAGACCUGCUCUGUCCCUUCUGUCUCAAAGUUCUGAGAACUAGUCAUAUAUACAUGCAACACUACAUGAAACAUCAGAAAAAAGGGAUCCAUCGCUGUGGCAAAUGCAGACUAAAUUUCCUCACCUGCAAGGAAAGAGUAGAGCACAGGACUCACUUCCACAGGACUUUCAGAAAACCUCAUGCCCUGGAAGGCCUUCCUCCGGGAACAAAGGUGACCAUUCGAGCCUCGCUUGCAGCGAAGACUCCCACAUACUCUGAUCAAUCUGGCUUUAUUGUCGGUCCAGAAACCCAAAGUUUCAAUCAGAAAACCAAACCUCCAGUCAGUGUAUCCAAGUCCAAGUCAAAUGUCUCUGGAGCAGGAAAAGCCAAGACGACUCUGAGCAAGAAGCAAGAUGGCCGAACUAAUAAACACAAUCUGGCGCUCAAGGAUCUCAGAGUCAAUGGAGGGUGGUUCACGUGCAUCGAGUGCAACACUCAAGUCGACGACUUCUUUUCUCAUUUCCCAAUGUUUUCAUAUUGUGGUGCGUGCAAAUAUCGGACAAGUUGCAAAGUCUCUUUUGGGAAUCAUAUGAUACGGUUUCAUAGCACCAUAACCAAAAACAGAUUUUGGAAAAUGGAUCAUAAGAAAAAUUCAUCUGCAUUAAAAUUCACCCUGGUCUGUCUCAACUGCGACCUCCUCGUGGACGCAUCGGGCGGUGACCUGAUGACCAAACAUUUAACUGAUAGGCCAAAUCACAAAUGCAAAGUCAUUCAGGAGAAAGAUAUCAAAGCCAAUGAUCGAGUGCAACUCGCCCUGAAGCAGCCUGCAAAAGUCUUGUACCUCUUGAUGCCGGCGACUGCUCAAAAACCAAAGGAAAAGGACGGGAAACUAUUGGACAAUUGCACAUCUGGAAACGUUACUGUCGCCCCAGUUGACCGACCAGAGUCACAGCCGAUGUUACCAAAAGCUGAUCCAGAAAAGGGUCCCACAGAAAUGGCUGUCAUUGAAGGUUCCUCUGAAGGACACUCAAAGCAGUCGUCGCUGCCCACGAUAUUGCCUUCAGAUGGAGUUUUAGAUCUCUGUGACAAGUCGGUGAGUACUGAGAACCGAGAUGUCGGAGAGCAGCUCCCUGAGCAGGAGACGGGGUACCAACAAACUAAAUCAGAAUGAACCAGUAAACAAUGCUCCCGACACAGAGAUUACUGCACAUUUAAGAAUAACUGCUUCAUCAGUUGGCAUUGUUUCUAUUACAAAGAUCAAACGUGAUCGUGUUGCUUUGGCUGCUGGUAUUUGCUCCGAACACCCUCAAGAUGCAUGUGUUUGCCAAGUACAUGUCAACAACCGGUCAAAAAUAUUUCAUCAUAGUGUUUUUUUGUUCUCUUCUGUAAAACCUCCAUUACCUAAAUAGAUGUCAAGUGUCUUUGUAUUUAUGAAUAACAGUACAUACACUGCAGUCUUCUUAGUUUACCUAUAAACCACAGUUAAAUAAUGUGUAGAGUCCUACUUUUAAACAUCAGAAAUUAAACUUAAAUGAUUGUGGCCCAUUUGGUAGUCAUCUGGUUGAUGUUGUCCUUAAGAAAACCAUCGGACAGUAUUCUGCUCCUCAGGAUUGUUUAUUUGCUUAACUGAUAAAGUCAAUGACUUGACUGGUAAAACUCACUCAGUGGGUCUGAAUAUUUAUGCUCACAUUCUCUACGGUGAUUUAUUGAUGCAAUUUAAAUUCUCAAUGCAGUCCCCUUAAAAGUACAAAUAAUUAAAUAAUGUAAUGCCUUUUUAUUCCUAUUUUUUUAAUCCGUUUGGGUCCCGUCUCCAUCUGAGAUUUAUUUUGGCACUGUUAUCUUGGUUUCAAUUUCAUGUUUGCUUGGGCUUUUGAGACAUCAACGUUGUUGAAUCUUAUAUAUAUAUAUAUAUAUAUAUAUAUAUAUAUAUAUAUAUAUAUAUAUAUAUAUAUAUAUAUAUAUAUAAUUUGUUAUGUUAUAACAAGAACAUACAAUAUCACUGAAUUAUUUUACAUUGUUUACAGAAAAGUCUACAGGUGGUACCGGUACAUUAUAUUGCUACUAGCUGGUUUUGAACACACUAGAGUAACAUGGUUCUCAACACUAAGAAAGUUGCUAUAACUAUUACAAAUGAUAUAGUACAUGUAUAAAUAUUGUAACCAUCAGAUGUGUGAAAUGUGUGGACAAAACAAAAAAUGUAAGUAAUGGCAGGGAAUAUUAGGUGAAAUAACCACAACCAUUUGAGGAGUGAGCAGAAUAAUGUAUGUAUACCAUUGUGCUCAAGUAUAUUUAACUGUCUCCCUUUGAACUGUGUUGGAAGUACAAGCUUGUACAAUAAAUGUAAACACAACAUUGGGCGCCACACUUGAGGAAAUUUGUCAACCAAUUGUUAAGCCCCAGCUUCUGGUUGAAGUUUCCUGUUAAUUUGCAUAUCCGGUGAAACAAAAAGUCUAAUUCCCUGAAGCUCCGGGAAUAGUUUAGAGUAUGAUUUGUUUACUUUGUCUGAUUUUAAUCUGUCAAAAUUCAUUGUUUAUUUCGUAGGUUUUUCACUUGUAGUAUCUAUAGAGCAAGUCUGUUAAUGCAUAUAUGUAAAUGUACUCUGAGUCUGUUUUUAAUACAGUCCUCAAGAUAUUGUGUUCUUCCGAGGUUACAUUUUCCUCAGAUCUAUAAAGUACAGGGUUUGGGUCAUUGUUUUCCUUUCUGUUGUGUAAAUAAAUCU